Tigriopus californicus is the source of this 1112-nucleotide messenger RNA. RefSeq lists its product as uncharacterized. Gene Ontology annotation, biological process: positive regulation of voltage-gated potassium channel activity; regulation of synaptic transmission, cholinergic; sleep. The record is from RefSeq and is a predicted model, not a curated record. NCBI's taxonomy places the organism in Eukaryota, Metazoa, Arthropoda, Copepoda, Harpacticoida, Harpacticidae. Bases 333 to 857 code for a protein of 174 amino acids. The transcript is spliced from 4 exons.
GUUGUGAACAACAUAUCGAUUUUCACUUGUCUCUAGACUUUAAUGUCCGAUCCAUCCAAAUUCCACCAAACGUUUGAAAAGCCUAGUGACUUUCAAUUGGCAGUACUUAUUGAGCCUUCCAAUUUUUUAGUGGACUACGCCUGAAUUCUUCAUGGACGAAACUUGAUAAAUAUCUUUCCCUCCAGUAACCACGCGUGGAGUGCUCAAAGGCGGUGACCCAGAGAUCAUUGAGCAGAAUUUGAUUCGGGAUUUUCCAAGUACUUCAAAGGAAUCAAAGUAGUACAAUAACAAGAAAGUAUACUUGUGACAACAAGUUCCAAGGAUCAUCAUGUAUGGCAAGUUCCAUACUUAUGAAAAACCGUCAGGAUCGAACGAAGAGCCAAGUGAUUCACUCGUAUUUGAAAGCCGAGAGCGAGCGCUUCAACCACGUUUUCUUCGAGCUUGACGCCACAAUUGGAACCAUGAAGGAUAAACUUGUUCCAAUGGUACUCAUUCCAAUAUUUGUGCUCAUCAAUGUUCCAAACCCAACAGUGGAUGCCAUUCAUUGCUAUGACGGUCGAGGAAACGCCUACCGAGAAGUAACAUGCAAUACAACCGUGAAAUGGUGUUCCAAGGUCACAAAGGAGACGGAAGGAGAAAAACCAACCACUGUCCGAGGAUGUUAUUACUCCAUUCCAGAAAACGCAGAGGAUUCAUGUGAAGAAAAAGAUGAGAGCCAAAAUUCGAAGGUGGUUUCUUGUUGGUGUCAAGGCAAUAUUUGUAAUAACGCCGAUUGUUCAAAACCACUGUUAAUUGGGAUUUCGUUUCUCGUUGUGAGAUUGUUGGUGAGAAAUCGUUAUGAAUGGGGAUGUUGCUAAAAUGGCCAUAGUUGUGAUCGGAAUCGCUUUUUACAUCAUGAAAUAAACUUGAAAAAUAAUCAUAGUAUAUUUUUCUUUGUACACUAAACUGCGGCUAGAAUACUUUGUAAUGUUUGUACACUAAACUACCGUUAGAAUAUUUUCUAAGGUUUGUACACUAAACUGAGGCUAGACUACUUUUGUAAAUGUUUGUAAACUAUAGAGGCCUAAUUUAUUAAAAUACAUUUGCCCUCUCCCACAUUUCUUAAUGAAGAA